This is a messenger RNA of Pundamilia nyererei, 831 nucleotides long. Its product is annotated as GTPase IMAP family member 7-like. The transcript is spliced from 2 exons. Lineage: Eukaryota; Metazoa; Chordata; Actinopteri; Cichliformes; Cichlidae. Gene Ontology annotation, molecular function: GTP binding. The record is from RefSeq and is a predicted model, not a curated record. The annotation marks the transcript as partial.
AUGUUGCUGAUAAGCACACACUACGCGCUUUGCACAACCGUAGACCGUGGAUAUGCGAAGAGGGGGGAACUGAGAAUGAUUCUAGUGGGCAAAACGGGGUCCGGGAAAAGUGCAUCCGGUAACACUAUACUUGGUGACCGCACCGCAUUCGAAGAGGGUAUGUCACCCCAGUCUAUCACCAACGGCUGCGUGAAGAGCGAGAGGGUGAUAGACGGGACGAGGAUCGUCAUGGUCGACACGCCGGGACUGUUUGACACGACUAAGACUCAGAGCGAGGUCAAACUAAAGAUCGAGGAGUGUGUCGUGCGAUCGCUGCCCGGACCACACGGAUUCCUCUUAGUGCUCAGUCUCAAGUCGAGAUUCACGCAGGAAGAGCAAAGCACGGUGGGAUGGAUUCUAGAUAAUUUCGGAGAAGACGCUUCUACGUAUAUCAUGGUCCUGUUCACCCACGGCGAUCUGCUACAGGGCAAAACGGUGACCGAUUACAUAAGAGAAAGCAAAGCUCUGCAAAAGCUUAUAAACCGGUGCGGCGGCAGGUAUCAUACGCUGAGUAACACCGUCGGACACAACAGGACUCAAGUGUACGAACUGCUUAACAAAAUACAGGACAUGGUCGAGUUCAACGGGGGCAAGCAUUACAGUAACGACAUGUACCGCGCUGCGCAGAAGGCUCUGGAGUUAGAGCGGCAGGCUAAGAGGCGUGCGGAAGACCAUAUGAGAAGAGAGCAGGAGGAUAUGAUAAAGGCUAGGGAAUGGUGCCGUUUCUUCGGUCUUACAUCGAUCGGCUUAUUUGGCACCGGAGCGUAUCUGUCAUCGUAUGUUCUGAUGGGG